CCUCCAACCUCCUCCGCACUCGCAUUGCUCGCUCUCGUGGUUCAUCAUCCCAAUUCCGAUUCGACCUCCCCGAGCAUUCCAGUGUCUCGGUAAUUACUCCCGAUUGAUUCAUCACAUUCCUCUUCCGCUCGCUGGCGGUGAAACAAUGGCCGACAAUAUGUCAGCAUCUCAGUCGCAACUCGCGUCCUCCACAUCGUCCCUUUCGCCCUCGAAACUCUGCUCCAAAACAUACAAGAAAGCCUCCCAGCUCUAUCUAACACGCCGACUACAAGAGUCGCUGACGGCCCUGGAGCCCGUCAUUACUGUCAACCGGCCGGCCGAGGAUCAGCAGUAUUCCAAUGGCGACGACUCCACGGCGCCGAUUGCGACCGCCCCCGCCACGUGGAGGAUCAAAGUGUGGAAUCUAUACAUCACUCUCCUGAGCACCAUACUUGACUUGGGGCCCGAGGAGGGGAAACAAUUAUUCGGUCAGAAAGAAUGGAAGGCGAUUUCGUCCAAGGUACGCGAGGGAGAGAUCUGGGAGACUGUUGUUCAAACCGGCUACAAAGGUCUAGAGGGGUCGGUAGAUGCAGAGGUAGUAUACAAUCUAGCCACAUUAUUAUUAAACCACUCGCCCUCGCAAACGCUGAACCAGCAACGGCUUGAAACCUACCUCUCCUCGUACGGGCAGCCGAACCUAGAUAUCGCAGAGCACAUGCGCAACUCCCCGAAUGGCUCGCAGCAACGACCGCUCCCGAACGGUGGCACCGACACUCCGAAAGAUCUUGCCGCUCGAGUCAGGAUCAUCGAACUGUUUACGCUCCACGUGCUUCCCCGCAACGAGGAAUGGGACUACGCCAGUGAAUUCAUCAACCUGAGCGAGGUCCUCGAUGAAGAGCGCAAAGAACUCUUUCUACAGACCCUCGACGGGCUCAAGGAGGAGCGGGAGCAAGGCGAGCUCCGCGCCGCGGCGCUCCAGCGAGAAAAAGAUGCCGAGAUGGAGCGACAGAUGCGCGAAGCCGAGCGCGAGCGAGCGGAAGAGGCCGCUGCUGCAGAAAGCGCACAGAAGAGCCACGAUCGCAAUCACAGCGAAGUGGACUACGGCAUUGAGAAGCCUAACCCGAACGGCAGUCCCAAGGCACGGGGAAAGCAGAGCAGCAGCAAGGGCAGUGGCUCGUCACGAACGGCCUUCUCGCCGCCUGGCUCGAAGAACGUGAAACGCCCCGAGAAGCCCGAGUCCCGUGCCAAACAAUCACGAGCGCUGACGAAUGUCCUGCGCAACCUUCUGCAAUAUAUCUCCAAGACCGUUGCCGGGAAUCCCCUCUCUUUUGCUCGCACGCUAUUAUUCAUGCUCGGGUUGAUCGUGGCGCUGAGCCGAGAGAACGUACGGGAGCGGAUCCGGAGAAUCACCGGGUCUGGAUGGCAGAAGGUCAAGGGGACUAUCGGCAUGGGCGUGAAAGUGAGCUAUAUUUAACGUGUUUUCUUUUCUUUUUCUCUUUCUUUGAACACUCGGAAAUAGCCCAAGCUAUGAUCCGAAUUUUGGCAUGGUCAUUAUCAUCAUCAUUAUCAUUAUCACCCUUAUAUGUUCUAGACUGGUUUGCAGGUCAACAUGCUACAUAGGAGUAUUCUUUCUCUUUCCCAAUUCUCUGUACAAUGUUCGCAUGUGAAUGAAUCCUUAGAAUAGCAUCCGCAGGACCC
This is a messenger RNA of Aspergillus steynii IBT 23096, 1677 nucleotides long. It is a transcript of the gene pex26, whose product is annotated as protein pex26. The coding region runs from base 146 to 1453 and encodes 435 amino acids. NCBI's taxonomy places the organism in Eukaryota, Fungi, Ascomycota, Eurotiomycetes, Eurotiales, Aspergillaceae. The transcript is spliced from 2 exons. The record is from RefSeq and is a predicted model, not a curated record.